Messenger RNA from Aspergillus wentii DTO 134E9, 639 nucleotides. RefSeq names its product peptide-methionine-S-sulfoxide reductase. Lineage: Eukaryota; Fungi; Ascomycota; Eurotiomycetes; Eurotiales; Aspergillaceae. The record is from RefSeq and is a predicted model, not a curated record. Bases 1 to 639 code for a protein of 212 amino acids. The transcript is spliced from 3 exons. Gene Ontology annotation, molecular function: peptide-methionine (S)-S-oxide reductase activity.
AUGACUUUCGCCGCAUCCGCGAUUGGGUCGACCUUAUUCCCACGCUUUUUCCGCCCUUUCUCGACUAGCUCACCCUUCCUCUCGUUGACACCUGAAUCCUCCUCCCGGAACAUGUCGGACAGCACGGAAAAGGCGACAGUGGCCGCUGGCUGCUUCUGGGGUGUUGAGCACCUGUAUCGCAAGAAUUUCGGUAAUGGAAAGGGUCUUCUGGAUGCUAAGGUUGGAUACUCUGGUGGUGAGACGUCGGAUCCUUCGUACCGAUCUGUGUGCUCCGGAACGACUGGACAUGCCGAAGCUCUCCAGGUGAUCUAUGAUCCUUCCAUCGUCAGCUACCGCCAGCUUCUCGAAUUCUUCUACCGCAUGCACGACCCCACAACUCUUAACCGCCAGGGUCCCGACUUGGGCACGCAGUACCGCAGUGCCAUCUUCACACACGGCGAGGAGCAGGCCAGGAUCGCCAAGGAGGUCACAGACAAGGUGAGCAAGGAGUGGUACAAGCAGCCCGUCGCCACUCAGGUCGUUCCUGCGGGGCAGUGGUGGAAUGCAGAGGACUACCACCAGUUGUAUUUGAAUAAGAAUCCUUCCGGCUAUGAGUGCCCGGCUCACUUUGUGAGGAACUUCCCUCCGCUUUCCGCCUGA